AAUCCUCUAAUUUCAAACCCCUUCCUUUUGUCAUCUUCCCCCAAAUUUCCUCUUCCUUUUGCAAUUUCUUCCCUCAAUCCCUCUGUUUUUCCUCUCAUUUCUUUCCCCAAUGGGUUGUGCUACCUCUAAGCCAAAACGCCGAUGCCCCCAUUGCCGGAAUUCCCUCACUCAACGAAGCAACUCCCUCCACGCUCACCGAUCCCCGCCCCGCCACUCCGAUGGCUACCACCUCCUCGCCUUUUCCUCCUCCAAUCUCGGCUCUCUCAAGCUAGAAAACAUUCACUUCGAUAACAAAAUCUACACCGUCGAUGAUGUUGAUGAAUCUCAAUCCAAGGAUCAAGCUCCGAUGGCUUUAAUUGAAGCUAAAACUUGGUCUAAUUUGAUCAAUGACAGAAUUCCCAAAAUUGCCCCCAAAACUCCGAUCAUGACGCCGCCCGGCGAACCCGAGACUAUUAAUGUUUGGGAAGUCAUGGAAGGUCUUGACGAUAUUAGUCCCUUCCGUCCGACGUGUCGUCCCCGGAGCUUCUCCUUCGAUGUCAGUGCAGUUCCGGUAUGUGAUUCCUCAGAACAAGGGAAUUCAAAUUUGAAAGAAGUUAGCGAUUCCUCCACUUCCUCUAAACAAUUCUGGCUUCAACCAUCGGAGUUGGACCCUGAAGUGAUAUCUUCGUUUAGUAAAUCCUUCGAGGACCCAUUUGAUCUCCGGCCACUGGAGGACGAAUCACCGACCGGGAAGCUCGCCGGAGAUCCGACAGAAGGGAAAAACAGAGACAAAAUUGUGGUGUACUUCACGAGCCUGAGAGGGGUUCGAAAGACAUACGAGGAUUGUUGUGAUGUAAGGAUGAUUCUGAAAUCAAUGGGAGCACGAGUGGACGAACGGGACGUGUCGAUGGAUUCCGGAUUCAAACAGGAAUUAAAGGAGCUGCUCGGAGAAGGGACGAACCGUGGCGGAUUGCCGAGAGUGUUCGCGGGAAAAAAGUACAUUGGUGGGGCGGAGGAAAUUAAGAGACUCCACGAAGAUGGAGAGCUGGAGAAGAUUUUGGAAGGGUGUGAGAAAGCGGCGGAGGAAGGUGUGGGAGGAGAGGGCGGAGGGAGUUGUGAAGGUUGUGGGGAUGUGAGGUUUGUGCCAUGUGAGAGAUGUAGUGGAAGCUGCAAAAUUUACUAUGAAGAAGAGGAAGAGGAAGAGGAAGAGGAAGAAGAUGAAGAUGAUCAUGAAGAGGAAGAAGGGGGAUUUCAGCGGUGUCCGGAUUGUAAUGAAAAUGGGUUAAUUCGAUGUCCGAUUUGUUGUUGUUAGUGUAAUUUGAAACAAAAUUUUCGAUUUUGUUUGUGGGUUUGUUUGGAUUGUUUGUUGUGUACAGUGAAAAAUGGGGAUUUGGUUUUUGAUUUGGAGAGUUGAGAGUUUGAGAUGUAAAAUUUUUGUAACUGAUGCGAAGAAAAAUACAGCUUUAUUUAGGCAAGCUGUUAUCAA
Cucumis melo (muskmelon) is the source of this 1465-nucleotide messenger RNA. RefSeq lists its product as uncharacterized. The transcript is spliced from 2 exons. The record is from RefSeq and is a predicted model, not a curated record. NCBI's taxonomy places the organism in Eukaryota, Viridiplantae, Streptophyta, Magnoliopsida, Cucurbitales, Cucurbitaceae. The coding region runs from base 110 to 1291 and encodes 393 amino acids.